UCCACGUGGACAUGUUGACUGAAGUCUGGCGCUACGCGUCAGCGAGCGGGUUUAUAAAGAGGGACUCACUUCUCCGCUCAAACAAACUCCUGCCGUGUCGUCCUCUGAGUAGAUCAACAGAUCCAAAGCCAAGAUGAAGCUGUACCUCGCCGUGGCCGUGCUGAUGCUGGCUUUUGUCGCGUACACAGAGGCGCAGGACGCGGAGCAGACCGUCGAGCAGAGGUUCAAUAGGUUCGGAGAGCAGGUGGCGGAGGUGAGCAAGGGCCUGGCCGAGAAGGCCAAGACCACCUUCGAGGAGAUAUCCACCAGCCAGUUCGCAGAGGACACCCGGAACUGGUUCCAGACGCAGUUUGAGAGUUUGAAGGCUAAGUUGUCGUAAGCAAACCAGUAGACCCGUCCCCAUCUCCAGCCCCAUCUCCAGCCCCCCCCCCCACCGACCCCCCCCUGGACCGCUGACCUCUUCCAACAACAACAACAGCAGCCCAUCGCUAUGCUUCUAUGUGCAUCCUGUGUUUGCAUCAGUAUUUCUCAUUAAGAACUUCUGAAUGUACUGAAUCAAAUAAAGGACACACGUUCGACUCACA
Gasterosteus aculeatus aculeatus (three-spined stickleback) is the source of this 584-nucleotide messenger RNA. RefSeq names its product apolipoprotein C-I (gene apoc1). Gene Ontology annotation, biological process: negative regulation of cholesterol transport; very-low-density lipoprotein particle clearance; negative regulation of very-low-density lipoprotein particle clearance. Gene Ontology annotation, molecular function: phospholipase inhibitor activity; fatty acid binding. The record is from RefSeq and is a predicted model, not a curated record. Gene Ontology annotation, cellular component: high-density lipoprotein particle; very-low-density lipoprotein particle; extracellular region. Lineage: Eukaryota; Metazoa; Chordata; Actinopteri; Perciformes; Gasterosteidae.